Aegilops tauschii subsp. strangulata is the source of this 743-nucleotide messenger RNA. RefSeq names its product thaumatin-like pathogenesis-related protein 3. NCBI's taxonomy places the organism in Eukaryota, Viridiplantae, Streptophyta, Magnoliopsida, Poales, Poaceae. The record is from RefSeq and is a predicted model, not a curated record.
CCCGUCCAUUCAACCAACAAUACCACAGCAAUCAAGCAAGCAAGCAACAAUGGCCGCCUCGUCGUCGGCGCUCAUCCUCCUCCUGGCCGUGGGGCUCGUCGCCGGUGCCAGCGCCACCAGCUUCUCCAUCACCAACCGCUGCUCCUUCACGGUGUGGCCGGCGGCCACCCCCGUGGGCGGUGGCCGGCAGCUCAACAGAGGCGAAACGUGGAACCUCGAUAUCCCCGGCGGCACCAGCUCCGGCAGGAUCUGGGGCCGCACGGGCUGCAGCUUCAACGGCAACAGCGGGAGAUGCAGCACCGGCGACUGCGGCGGCGCGCUGUCCUGCACCCUGUCCGGCCAGUCCCCGUUGACGCUGGCGGAGUUCACCCUCGGCUCGCAGGACUUCUACGACAUCUCGGUGAUCGACGGGUACAACCUCCCCAUGGACUUCUCCUGCAGCACCGGCGUCAACAUCCAGUGCCGCGACCCCAGCUGCCCCGACGCCUACCACCAGCCCAACGACGUCAGGACCAAAGCUUGCAGCGGCAACAGGAGGUUCAAUGUCGUCUUCUGCCCAUGAUGAGCUACUCUAUCAUAUGCAUGCGUGCCAUGCCACGGACGACCAUAAUACUAUCUGAAGUGUAAUACUAUGUCCGCGCGAAAGCUAAACUAUUUGUACUUCCAUUUUCCAUGUAAUAAUGGCCGUGCGAAUAUGUACGAGUGCCCGAUAAAGUCAAUAAAUACAGGUAAGGAAUAUCUCA